AUGCGAGCCGAGGUCGAUCGGGUGCUUCGGGCCGAUCGGAAAGUUCAGCUCCGAGCGCAGCGGGUGCAGCAGGACGUCGACCUCGUCCAUAAUCAGAACGCCGCGCUUCCAGAGCUCCAGAAUGGGGGCGAUGGCGUCCGCCAUAUCAGAGCGCGCGAUCACCUGCCGGCGCACCGUCAUCGCGUGCCGCCCGUAUCGCUCGUCGACGGCGUACUCCUGAUCGAGAUCCGUCGUCGCGACCGUUUCCACCAUAUGCAGCUGCUCGACGUAUUUGAGAAACAACGAUUUGAUGCACUCCGGGGCCGCGAUCACGACCGAGCGAUCCUCCUCGGCGGAUUUGAGCUUCUGAUACAGCAGCUCGACCGCCUCGACGCCGCCCCUGCCGGCCUCGCCGGCGGCCUGCCCGUCGAAGUUGCGAUCAAACCGCAAGGUGUAGAUGUGUUUCAUCAUCACGACGCUAAAACAGCGGCGAAGAAUACUGCGCGUUUGCUCCAGCAGCGCGGUGGGCAUCACCUGCAUCACCAGCUGCGCGCCGUCGGCGAGGAGGAGCGCGAGCAAAGGGCCGACCACCGUCGUCUUCCCCUCCCCCAUGAUCAUCUGCUCGACGCGGGAAACCCCCCGCGCGACAUCCGCGGCGAAGCACCGCACCAUCCCCACCUGCCGUUCCCGUAA
Molecule: messenger RNA, 672 nt
Organism: Phytomonas sp. EM1
Lineage: Eukaryota; Euglenozoa; Kinetoplastea; Trypanosomatida; Trypanosomatidae
Source: the annotation of a GenBank genome assembly